AUGAUCAAGGCAAUACUGAGUUAUUAUAAAUUGUUUUUGUUUGUUUUUCUACCGCUGUUGUUGCUGCCGCUUGCGCUGGUUCUGGAAGGCGAGGAGGAUGGGAUUGAUUUUCGAAAGCUUGGGCAGUUUAGCUACAUGCUUGUCAUUGUCGCAUCUUUCUGGAUCUUCGACGUCCUCCCUUUGGCCGUCACCGCCCUCAUCCCCUACAUCAUCCUCCCUAGCUUUGGAAUGAUCAGCUCUUCCAUCAUCGCAUCAAAAUACAUGUCGAAUGUGAACUUCCUCCUUAUGGGCGGAUUCAUGCUCGCAAUUGCGAUCGAAGAAUCAAAUCUGCACAAACGCAUUGCUCUUGGAACCCUGAUGCAUAUUGGCUCGAAUCCGAGAGCGUUGAUGUUUGGCUUUAUGCUCGUCACGUGGUUGCUUUCGAUGUGCAUUACAAAUACGUCAACGACGGCGUUGAUGAUUCCAAUCGUGAUCAGCGUUCUUGAGCAGUUGAAAGAAACGCAAAAAGGGGAGAUCUCAGAAGAGGCAGACAAAGAAGCUGGUGAUAGUCAUGAAGACAAAGAGGAGAAAAUCACAGGCUUUGAUAAAAUCAGCCUAGAUUCAACGUGCUCGGAAACUUUGCCAAGCGAAAAACCAACUCGACUUGAAAUCUACCUCCUCCUCUGCGUCCCAUUUUCAGCCAACAUCGGCGGCCUUGCAACCCUAACCGGGACCGACUUGAACGUCUACCUCGCCGGCUACUACCGCGAGUUCUACGAAGAAUACGCGGAUGUAGAUGGAAAUGAUUAUUUCGACUUGACUUAUGCAAACUGGGCAAAGUAUUCCAUGGUCCAGUCGUUGACCGUUUUUCUUCUUUCUUUUUUCUGGCUCCAGGGGCUCGGAUUUGGCUGGAACCCGAAAGACUGGCUCAAUUGCAAAAAUAGUCCAGAAGCGAAUCAGGUCAUCAGAGACGAGUACAAAAAACUCGGCCCGAUGAAACAGGCAGAAUACUUGUCCCUGAUCUGUUUCGUCACUACAGUCAUUCUCUGGAUCUCACGUGACCCUUCAGAAGACGCGAGCGGGUGGGCUGAACUCUUCCCGGUUCCGAAUUGGAUGACUGAUGGGAUGGCUGUAAUUAUCAUCGCUAUUUUCUUGUUCAUUUUGCCAAAGGGAAAAUCUGGCCUGUUUUGUAUGUUUUCGAAGAAUAUCAAGAUUGAAGAUGGACCGGCAGAGGGAAUACUGAACUGGGAAAUUGUGCAAAGAAAAUGCGCCUGGGGCGUGUUGAUUCUCAUGGGCGGCGGUUUCGCAAUUGCUCUUGCGUCAGAUGAGUCGGGCUUUUCAGAAUUUAUCGCCAAUGGGCUAGCAAAAAUAACUGAUGGUUGGGAUGCAUGGGCAAUUUGCCUGUUAUGCUCAGUAAUUGCAGCUUUAUUCACGGAAAUCACGUCGAAUACAGCUGCGAAUGCUCUGUUUAUGCCUCUGCUGAAUAAACUGGCGCUGAAGAUCUGCAUUCAUCCUCUCUAUCUGAUGAUUCCCAGUUGUAUGGCUUGUUCUUUGUCAUUUAUGCUUCCAGCGGCAACUGCUCCAAAUGCGAUUGCCUUUGGAAAUGGAAAACUAAAAACGACAAACUCGGCACUUGCUGGAUUUAUGCCGAAAAUAUUAGGGAUUUUGGUGCUCAAUACAUUUGUUAUAUUCUUUGGACCACUCGUUUAUAAAACAGAUAACUUCCCUUGUUUCGGAAUUCCGUACGCGCCUGAAUUAGUUUUUGUGAUCUCAUCUUCGGCAGAGAAGAUCAAAAGUCACCAGAAAUACCCAUCAGACGUUCAAGACGAUGUGCUUUUCCAAGGACUACAAAUGGGAAUCCACAGAGAUAACUACUCUUGCCCCGACUACGAUCUUGGUUCUCUGUGCGACACUGAUUGCAGGGUUGACUAUAUCGGAUGUAGACAGGAAUGCUCGGAGAUCGUUUGCGAGAAUGAAUGCGUUAUCAUUUAUGGUGAAUGCCUGUCGGACUGCCCAUGUGGCGUCAACUGCCCUAUUGGUUGCGAGAAUUGCCCUCAUCCACUUUGCGUUCCAAGUCCCUGUGAUGAUUUGGAAAAUAAUUUGGACUUUCAAAGAUGCAAAAAUAUCAAUCAAAAUGAGCUCAAUUGGUGUAUUGACGACUGUAAAAAUUCUCAAUAUGAUUGCUAUGAGAUUUGUACAGAUAAAUUUCUUGCAUCGAUGAAAAAUUGCCCUUGCUAUGAAGGCUGCCCUCAAGGCUGUCCAUUUUGCUCGGAUUAUCAAUGCGAAGGCGACGGCUUCGUUGUUAUUAAUCAAAUACGGAGCUACCAACUUAGUCUUGACGGUGAUUCAUACUCAAGAGAAUUCCUCUAUCCAACCGAAGACUCAUCUUAUGUCUACCAGGCCGCUCAUGCUUUUUUUCAGGGCAAUUUUUAUAUUUUCGGGGGGCAGAGUGACACUAAAAAGAUUGCUGUCUUAAAUGGAUGCGCUUUUGAGGAGCUAUCGACUCGUUUGACAUACAGUCACUCAUGGGGAAACUCCGCAGUCGUGCUUCCUAACUCCUCAAAGGUUCUUCUUUGCUUUUCACAAGAACUUGACUAUAAAGGAUGCAUGAAUUUCGAUGGAACAUCUGUUGGUGUUGAAUCUUACAGAACAAGUCACUUACACUUUAUGGGAUGCGUCGGAAAUUAUCGAUCAACGAUUCUUGCCGUUGGAUCGAAUCAUAGUGAUGGACAGGGUAAAUAUGUGGACAUUAGGGAUGCGAACUCAGGCUCAUGGUCAACAACAACUAAUUUUCCAUAUGAGGGUUAUACUGAAGCAAACUUUUGUCUCGGAGUAGAAGAUGCGAUGCUGUCAAUAGGCGGUUACUCCGUGACAACAGCAGUGUACAUGUAUCGUGAUGCUAGAUGGACGAAUCUUGGCUCUAUGAAUAAUGAUCAUUAUAUGUCACCCUCGAUCAUGUUCAAUAAUGAAAUCUAUUCUGUUGGGAGAUACGCCGUUGAAAAAUUUCAAAUUGAUGUCAGCAAUAACGUCAUGACGACUCCUACAAUCUUUUAUGAGGGAAGCGGAAGCGAUGAACCGGGAUCGCUUUUAUUUGAAAGCAUCUACAAUUCCUGUACUUAG
Molecule: messenger RNA, 3099 nt
Organism: Oikopleura dioica
Lineage: Eukaryota; Metazoa; Chordata; Appendicularia; Copelata; Oikopleuridae
Source: the annotation of a GenBank genome assembly